AAUACCUUUGCCUCGUUGUCAUGUUGGUGCCGUGGCAACACCCCGACUCGACGCCGUACUCGUCCAUCGACCAGCUCGUGUACUUCAUCGACAAAUAUGCCCACACAGAUCAUCCGUCGUCCUUCCCAGCCCUCCAUGCCUCGGCAUCCACCAACGUGACCUUUCCCUCAAACGCUCCAUUGGGACUCCGGUUCAUUCAAGUUCACCGUCCAUCGUCCGCCCAAAUCGUUCUCGUCGACGACAUCAUCAUCCCCAAUGCGUUCAACCACACCGUUCCUCGCCAUGCCCAACUCAUGCGCAUAAACGGCGUCGACGUCGGCCAUCUUUCCGCGGCAGGCCUUGACCUUGUCCUCCGUGAAAUCCAGCACCUGAAGCGGCACUGUGUGUUCUCCCCUCCGCCUUGUCCCAUCAGUAGCUCACCACUUCAUCAUGGCUCUUCCACCGCCAUCCCAUUGCUGGAUGUAUCACCAUCGCCCCAUGAUGAUCAUACAACUCCUUCGUGUUGGCUGCACUUCCUUGGCCACGCUGGUGAAUCCUCGUUUCCUCAUCGCACCCUUGCCAUGCCUUGCCACGUCAUGGACGUUGCGUGCGGUCCUCGUCAUAUUCUACUGCGCUCGUCCUCCGGCCGCGUGUUCUCGUUCGGCAGUGGCGACUCGGGUCGGCUCGGUCAUGGCGACGUCCUCUCCCGACUGGACCCCACCCUCAUCCAGGCCCUUCGGUCGCAAGUCGUGGUCGGCGUGGCUUGCGGCCGCGACCACUCGGCCGUCGUGUGUGCGUCCGGACUCGCGUACACAUUCGGGUGGGGCGAAGGCGGUCGGCUGGGGGUCGGCCACGACGCCGGGGACGUCCUGUGGCCGACUCAAGUGGUGCUGCCCAACGCCGUGCGCGGCUUCCACCUCGUGGCGGCCGGUCGGGAGGCCACCGUGCUCGUGUCGCGGUGCGGCCGCGUAUUUGUGUGCGGGUUGGCCCAUGUCGGCCCGACCGCCCACGCGCUCCACUUGGCCCCGCACCACCUCGACGGAUGCGACGACGAGAAUGCUGGAGCAGGCGGGAUUGUUAGCGUCAAGGCCGGCGACGCACACUGCGUGGUGCGCAUGUCGGACGGCUCGUUGUACUCGUGGGGAGAUGGCGCAUCGGGGGCGCUGGGCCACGGCGACUUGCUGACCAAGGUCCACCCGACCAAAGUGCCAGGGCUGCCGUCCGUGCAAAAGGUGGUGUGUGGUGCGUGGCACACUGCGUGCCUCACAACGCAAGGACAUGUGUGGGUAUGGGGAGACACGAUGGGAUCGUCGACGUCGUCCCCGACGCGCAUCGGGAACAAGAGCACUUCCAUUGAUGAAGACAACCCAGUGUGCUAUCGUGAUGUGGCGUGCGGAGGUGACGGCGCCAUGUUCGUGCAGCCGCAUGAUCACACCGUGUGGUCGUGGCAAGGCGACAACUCGGGCGAGCAGCGCACUGCCACACGCGUAUGGCCGCCCGCGGUCACCAACGACAACGAACAUGCCGCCACAACAUACCAGGCCGCCGCCGCCACUCUGAAAUUGGACGCAGGCGGAGCUUACGCCGUCGUGCGGCAGCCCUGUCCCCUCAAACGCGGCAAACUUGGCCACGAAUAGGGUCAAUCACAACUAAUCCAUCAUUCCAUCAUUCAACAUGCAUGAAUAUCUGCCGACUUAUGACGAGUUCGACGGCGGUGUCGAGGGACGACCAGUGGUGGUGGAGGCAGCAGCAGCUUCUUCUCCGGCAGGCGCAAAGUCCAGGUCGUCGUCGUCAUCGUCGGACGAGUCCGCGUCGGACGUCGCGUCGUCAGGGGACUUCCCGAGGUGGUACGCUUGUCGGUAGGCUUCCUGUUGACGUCGACGCGUUUCUUCCAUUUUGAGCGCAUUGUGCUCGUCGGACCACCGGCGAAAGAACUUGACCGACACGAACAGCCCUACGAUCGCCACGAGCACGACCACGAGCAUAAACUCGGUCGGUUCCUCCGACUGCUCGGCGAACAUGCGGAAUAGCGCGUCCGCCAUGUGCUCCUCGGGUUCUGCGACUCCCAAUUCAUCAGGGACGGAUCCGUCGAAGCAUGUGACGCCUUCUGUGUCUGUCGAUUUGCCUGGAGUGUACCCCAUGGCCUUGCAAAACUCGCGGCCUCUAAUGAGCAAGUUGGACAACGAAAUGAUGUUUCAUGGAGGGUUCGUACGACGGAACGAUGGAGUGCAGGGGGGAACAGAUGAGGGCGUUCCCGUAGCAUGGACUCAGCGCUUGGCUUCCAUCGGGGGUGUAGUACUCGUCCUUGCACGCGUCGAACCAAUCGUCGCACAGGUCGGGGCAUAUUCGUUCCAAGCGCCCUGUUCCCACAAACGGAUGGCAUGCAGAGCACGUCAUUUCAUCAUGUAACGCUUGGCAUUUUGAGUUGAACAACGCGACGAUGGGCUCCAUCACGCGUCGCUUCAAUGGGAUCGUGUGGGUCGCAUUGCAGCAGCUGUUCUGCCAAUACUUGGUGCAGUGGUCCAAGGACCGCUGCUUCUGCUGUCGGGAAGGUUCCGUGGGGUCGAACUUGAUCCCUCCCGUGGAUCGACACAGCGGUUGCGACGGCGUUGAUGACGCUUGCUCUCGGCGGCUCCGACUCAUUCGCACGAAAUCAAAUGGCCCUCUUGGUUCUGAG
This is a messenger RNA of Aphanomyces astaci, 2656 nucleotides long. RefSeq lists its product as hypothetical. The coding region runs from base 21 to 1616 and encodes 531 amino acids. The record is from RefSeq and is a predicted model, not a curated record. Lineage: Eukaryota; Oomycota; Saprolegniomycetes; Saprolegniales; Verrucalvaceae. The transcript has 4 exons.